This is a messenger RNA of Cinara cedri, 32191 nucleotides long. NCBI's taxonomy places the organism in Eukaryota, Metazoa, Arthropoda, Insecta, Hemiptera, Aphididae. The record is from the annotation of a GenBank genome assembly.
AUGGGAGUGGCCAAUGUUGUAGGUAAAAAGAUAGGAAGGUAGGAUACAUACAAUUAUUUCAUUUAUAUCUGCAACGAUAUAAGCAACGAUGAAUUAUUGCUUGACGAAAGACGAUUCCGAGCGCAGUUUGAUAUUACAUAUAUUUUUUUGCGAUUUUUGUUUAAAUUUGAUUUCAGAACGAUUAUUUAAAAAAAAAAGUCGGAUAAUUUUGAAAAUUUUACCACGUCUAAGUAAGUCCAAUAUAAAUAUUAUUACCAAGUUUCAAGUAUCUACGUGUAUUUAUAACCGAAUUACAGCAAAAAACUCCCAAAAAUUAAAAGUCCUUGAAAACUCGAAAGUUUUAACGGUGAUGCCUUAAGAAAUUAAAUCAAAAGGCAACAAAAAAAGUAUAUUGUGAUUUUUCGAUUAAAUCAUUUUUCCUGGUGGAAAACGUCGUCCGUGUUAUUAUAAAAUAAUGAAAUCGUGAUAUUGUAAGUUUUCCUACGUUCUUUCCCACUUAAGUGCUUUUAUUUAAAAAAUUGAAUCAAAAAUUAAAACAUGACAUGUUUAAGGUACAAUUAAAACAACUUAAGCUUUCAGAAAAGAUGCUACACGUAAAAAUCGGAGCAAGUUUACUAGGAAAAACUGUGUUCACAGACUAGAACAAAAAAAGAAGAAAAAAAUGAACAUAUUAGUAAAACCAAUAUUUUCCUCGUUACGCUCGGAAUCUAAUUUAUUGUUUAUUUACAUAUAAUAAUAGGUACUGUGUUUUAUUUUUUUUUUUUUUUCUUAAACGUGGUCCGUAAUUUAAUAACCCCCAAAAAUUAACGAUUUCACUAUAAAUUACAUCAUAAGAGUGCCAAUCCCGUAUAGAUCUGAGUUUCAGCCCCCCCCCCUCAAAUGUCAAACACUAUUCGCACUUAUGCUUAUGUUUAACCCUAUGAUUAUUAUUUUAUUUCAACAAUUAAAAUCAGUUAAUCACUAAUUAUUUUCGAGUUUAAAAUCCGUAUUUAUGUUAACAUUGUUAAUUUUUCAGGAGCGUUAUUCACCUACGACCAAAUCAACACCAGCCUCGAAAUAGCAUUUAAAUUCGGAGUCGAUCAAAUAAAUCGCGAUAAAAAUCUGUUGCCCCAAACCCAAGUAUCGUACGACAUCCAAUACGUACCAAGCGACAACAGUUUUCAUACGAUCAAAACCGGUGGGUAUGACGUGGUGUUCAACAAAAAAAUAAUUUUCAUGAUGAAAUUGUAGAUAAUUUUUCAAGUUUUAAAAUAAUUUUUCUUUCUUCUGGUCAUCUUAUUGAUAAGAGACUUUUUCACUAACCUAUUGCCCAAUACCUAUUUGAGGGAAAGGCGUAUACAUCUAAGUAAUGAAAACGUAUUUUAUCCUAAGUUAAAGACAAAAUACUUAUGUAAGUACGUUUUCAAAAUUUUUAAAACUACAAUCAAUUUUGGUUAUGAUUUUCAGUAGCAUAAUUAAAUUCCUAUUUCCAACAUAUCCUAGUAAAAAACUUAAAGAAUUAUGGCCUGUUUUUAAAAUUCUGAUUUUUCAAACACAAUUCAUAGGUAGUUUUAUCUCUGUUAAAUACACACCGUCAUCAAUUGCACUAAUAUUAUAAAUACAUAUUUUCAAAAUAGCAUGUAACCAACUUGAUCAUGGCAUCGCUGCCCUGUUCGGCCCGACCGACGAUUACUUGGCUUCUCACGUACACUCCAUGUGCGACAAUCUGAACUUGCCGCAUAUAGAAGCUAGACUUGAUUUGGAAACGGAUCCCAGAAGGCUAUCCAUUAACGUGUAUCCGGAUCAGAGUCUUUUGAACCAGGCUUACAGUGACGUGAUAUCGUUUUUGAACUGGACUAAAAUGGCGAUUAUUUACGAACAUGAUUACGGUAAUCUAUAGUAUAUAAUAUUUUUAUUAUAUUUUCCCUGGUAUAUUGACCAACUAUCAGCUUGAACAUCGUUAAAAAAGACUUAAAAUUGUACAUAAUUUUACCAUUGUUUAUACGAUCAUAAUAAUAUAUCAGUAACUGUUUUCGAUAAAUGCUCAUUUAUCAUAUUUGUAUUAUUGUAUUAUACAGGAUUAUUUUUUAUCAUGAACCAGCAAUUAUCUCAGAGGAUUUUAAGUGAAUUUGAUUUCUGUUUUUUCCAAUCAUUAUAGAAUCGCUUAAGCCCUAUUUUAAAACCAUUUUUUUAAUUUUUUACCCCUACUCCAUACACCUUAAAUAUUUGCAUACUUUUGAUUUUCAAAUAUAAACCGCCCCCCUUUUAAACACGAAUUUGAAUAGAAAAUAUUUUUCUAGUAAAUUUGAUAUACAUAACACUAAUAUCAGAUUUACCAUUUAUGAGUUAUAACAGUUUAAAAUUAUGGCCGGAGGAGUAGGGAAAGGUUAUAGAUAGGCAUUAUGUACACCAAAAUUUCCAAAAAAAUAUUCUUUAUUCAAAUCUGUGUAAAAAAAGGAGGAUUCCUAUUUGAAAAUCAAACGUAUGUACAUAUUUAAGUUUAUUAUAUUUCAUCAGUAUCAAAACUCGAAACAAAUUAUUUUUCAUUGUGAAAACAAUACUGAUCUCAUUUCUGACCUACGUAUAUUACAAAUGAUAUAGGCAACGCGCGUCAUUAAUGUUCAAUAAACAACAGACAAUUGACAUUAAAGUAUAUAAUGAUCGAAUGAGUAUUUGUUUUUUGUGAAUUUCAUAUGACCUAAUACGAUUUUUAUUAAACUAGAAAUCGGGACGCUGUUGCCUUUCGAUAGGACUUACGUAAAUUAUUAUUAUUAUUACUUGUAUUUCUUCAACUUUGAUAUUCAUGAAAUUACAAGUUUCAUAAGUCACGUACGGUAUAUACAUACCCUAUAGUUACAUUUUUUGUUUUUUUCUGGAGAUAAUUAUCAUUUUGACAUUAUAUAGGUGUAUAAUAAAUAUUUAUAUAUAUUAAAGAAAUAGUCAAGUAUUUUAGAGCAUUGGAAACUAUCACAAAUAUAAAAUCAGGCGCUGUUAAUAUUAAUUAUUAUUUGUUGAUUUUAGGCAAAAAUUAACAGUAUUUAUUUUUAAAAUAUAAACAAAUAUUGAGUGGUAAUUUUUUCUGAAACCUAUGUACGAUAUAUUUUAAACAGGAUUGAUUUUAAAAUUUUGAAAGAUGGCAUUUAAAAUAAACUACGUACGUCGUAAUUUUUUUUUGUUAUAAGAAAAUUAUAAAUGAAUCAGCACCGUGAAUCAUUUAUACGUGAAUCGUUUCUCUGGCGAACCACCACUGCAGGUCAUCGUAUUAUCUGUCCAAUUGUAUUAUUUGAUACAUUUAGUACCCGUAGUGCCAACCCCAAAUAGUCAAGAUGAAAUGCGUGUAAAAUAUUGGUUUGUGCACUUAAUGCAUUGUUCAGAGAUUUUUUUAUAUAUUUUUUUUUUUUUUUGAGAAUACACGAAAGACUACUUUAAUGAUUCUUACAAUGACCAUCUCUGAUAUUUUUGUAUUAUAGUUUUAACACGUAAUCCACAUUAUAAUAAAAGUGUUUUUUUUUUUUACGGUACAGGUGAAUUAUAUCAACCCUUAUUUUAUAAAUAAGGGUGUCUAAUAAAUAAAUAAAACCUAAUCUAAAAGAUCGAAACACGAAAAUUUAUAUAGAUUUUAUAGUAAAAUUAAAUGGCACGCGUACUUCUGAGUUUAUCAAAAACUGAGACGAUUUUCAUUAUAAUAUAAUUAAUAUAAGCUUUUUAACAAAAAAUAAUAACUCAGGCCGAGAAUCGACAAACAAACAACAAAUUCAAAAAUAUAAUGUCCUACAGUAACUUCUUUUUGUCUGAAAAACCUAUUUGUACGAAAUAACUUAUAUAUUGAAGAUAUUAUAGAUAUUAUAUGAAUUGUUCAUCAUACUUUACUACGCGAAUUUGCAUUGUUGUAAAACAAUAUAAAACGCUUGUACGGACGAAAAGGAGGCACAACAACUGCGUAAAUAAUAAUGCGUAACAUUAUUAUCGUUGGUUAUUGUUUGUUCUCAGAUUUGUAUAGAAUGAAAGAUUUCAUGAAAACAGUACCGGACAGAAAAACGGUAGACGUGUAUUUAAGAUACGCCACCCCCGAAACAUACAGAUCAGUGCUGAGCGAAAUCAAAAACAUGGAGAUUUAUAACAUGUUGGUCGAUACGAAAUCGGAACAUGUAAAUCAUUUCCUGAGAGGCGUAAGUUAAACCGUAUAUCAUUUAUCAUUCGCGCGUUUUCAUUGGUCUUACGUGUGUUUUGUUUUGUUUCGCGUAGAUAUUGCAGCUGCAAAUGAACGAUUACAAGUUUCAUUAUCUUUUUACGUCAUUCGUGAGUACCUACCGAGUUCUACCGAUAAAUUAAACGCGUUUCAUAUAAAUAACUUACGCUGAUGUACCGUCACUUUCGUCGCCGUAUUCUACGAAUCCGAUUAUACAGAGAAAUUUUUUUUUAACACGAACCAGCAAUUUUCUCGGAGGAUUUUAAGUGAAUUCGAUUUCUGUUAUUUUAUAAUUUUGGAAUCGUUUGAGCUUUAUUUUAAUCACAGAUACACAUAGAUAAUAUUUGUCUAGACAUUUAAACAUGCAUAUCACAAAUAUCAGAUUUACCGUUUGUGAGUUAUAACAGAGAAAAGUUUAAACCAGAGAAGUAGGAAGAAGUUACCAAUAUAUCAUUUAAAAAUAAAUAAAUAGAUAUUUAUUAUUAUAUAUCCCUACUCUUUCGCUCUAAACUUUAAAUUUGUAUAACUUAGAAAAAGUAAAUCUAAUAUUAGUGGUAUGCAUAUUAAAAUAUCUAGAAAAACAUUAUCUAUACUAAAAUAUUUUCAAAAAGAGAGACCCUAUUUGAUAAUCAAAAGUAUAUACUUAGGUACUUAUUUAAAGUACAUGGAGUACGGGUCAAAAAUUAAAAAUGGUUUUAAAAGCUUAAACGAUUUCACAAUGAUAAAAAAAUAAAAAACAGAAUUGAAUUCGUUUAAAAUCCUCCGAAAAAAUGACUGGUUCAUGAUAAAAGAAUCAUCCUGUAUAAAUAAUAAUUAUCCAUAUACCACCAUUGAAAAAUAAAAUAAUUUAUGCUAGGUUAAAGUUAAAAUUGUCCCAAAAAUGAAAAAAAAAAACACGAAAAUAUAUAAAAUUGUUUUACAUAAACCACAUUUACAAAUUCUAAAUUAUGUACAUAGGUAUCUAUGGAUACCUAUCCAUAGUUCAAUAUGUCUUAGGAAUUUAGUCCAUGUAAUUUUUUUUUUUUUCAAAAGUGAAUUAUCAUUCAACUCUUAAACAGAUGACCAGUAUUUAAAUAAAUUAUAAAUGUAGUAUUAUAACUUUACUGUAAUAUUGUAUGUGCUCGUAUGUUUACGCGUUCAUUUUUCUGACUUAUUAAUCUUGUUUGACUUACCUGACUAAUAUUUCAUAUGAUACUGUUAUCAUAGUCCUACACUAAUAGACGAGCUAUACACGCUUAUACCACGGUCAAACAUAGAGAGCGAUUUUUAAUGACUGAGGGACCCGUGUACGAUAGUAAAAUCACCGUGUUCUUAUCGUGUUAUUUUGUGUGUAAUAAAUUAUCAUACGCCUUUUAAGUUAUAAAUUAAUGUCAAUUUUAUUAAUUAUUAACAAUAAUAUCUUAAAUUAUUUUUAAUGAUAUAAAUGGAUUACAAUUUGUGUGGUUUGUUCCAGUAAUCGGAACUAAUCAACAUGUUAGAAGUUAUACGUGUAUGUUAAUUAUACAUAAUAUCAAAAAUGUAAAUACAUUAGAAAUAAAAAUAAAUCACAAGUCUGAACACAUAAAAAUACAAUAUUUUUUUAUAAAAUAAUAAUUUUACGGAGAGAUGCACAUAACGUCUCGUGUUUGACCGCAGCUAGUACGCUAUGUACGUGAGGCUCGUUUAUUACUACAAGGACUUUAAUUAUUUUGUACGACGUAUAUUGAAAGUAUAUGACGCUUAAUUGCCGUAAUCGUUAACGCCGUGUAACCGUAACGCAAUAAUUACGCUAAUAAAAAAUGGUUUCAGGACAUGGAAAUGUUCGACUUGGAAGAUUUCAAAUAUAAUUUCGUAAACUUGACUACGUUUAGAAUGGUAGACAUUGAAGAUGUCGGCGUCCGAGAGGUACUCAAACACAUGGAAAAAUAUUCGAGCGAAAAAAAUCAGUCAAUCAAUAAAUUUAUGUUAACACAGGUUGGUCGAUAAUAUUUAAAUAUGAAGAGUAGGCCACUCGAUAUAUACUAAAUGCUGUACUAAACUAUACAUUUUAAUAAUAUACCUAUACUAUAUAUAUAUAUCGUUGUUUUGAAUUCUAAGCAGAGCGAAGAGCCCAUUUGGUUUUAAAACGAUACGCUGUCAGUUUUAUUUUAUUUUUAUUUUCGGGAAAACAAUAUUUUUAGGACUGUGCAAUUAUUCAAAAACUUUCAUCAAACAACUUUUUAGACAGAUACAGUUGAACGCGUAAGAAACUUAAGAAUGGAAAUUGUUCGCGUGAUGCCCAAAAAAAAACUGACAAAGAAAUUCAAACGAGCGUACAAAUUUCAAUUCUAAGCUUUUCAUCUCAAUAUCGUUUUCGAACACAAUAACUUAUAGUUUAUGACUACUUUUAAUAUUCAAAAAAAAGACCAGUGGCCAUUUUUUUUUUUUUUUUUUUUUUUUUUUUUUAUAUAGUAUUUAGAUUAUGUCAGAUAUCUUUUUGAAUAUCUAAUAAAUAGUUAACAAUUUUGUUCUCAGUGCGAGCCGGCCCUUAUGUACGAUUCCGUGCAGGUAUUAGCAGUUGGAUUGGGUGCACUCCAGCAGAACGAAAGCAUAAUCGACCACCCAAAUAUUUCCUGUAAAAAUGAAGUGCCCUGGCAGAGUGGUUCCAGGCUGAUAAAAUACAUAAAUUCGGUAUGCUGUAUCCGAUAAGUUUGAAUCUGAUUUAGCAUUUGAAUAACGGCUCCUUUCCCGUGCACUGUUUAAAAAUUAAUUAUAUCGGCAAAAAUAAAAACAAAAUGUGCCAGUUAAAUUAAAAGCAUGAAUUAUAAGAGGACGAAUUUUAACACUCAAUAUUAUUUUACGAUAUUAUAUGUAUUUUGUUGUAAGUAACAAAAUAUUAAUUAAUGUCUCAAUGCAUUAUUGAUGUACAUGGUCCGGAUGAAUGAGAUAAAUGAACUAGACAAUACAUUUAUUCGUACAAACAUAAUUUGUUUAAUAUUUUAUACAGAAGAACAGCCGUCAAAAACGAAUUUGCAAAACAAGUUUUUAGUAAAAUAUUGUUUACAUGCAAAUUUUUUUUUUUUUUUUUGCUUCUUCUUAUCGUCGUAUUUAUGUUUCACAUUCUUAAGUUAAAUUAUAAUUUUCUCAAAGGGGUGUAGGUUUAUAGAUUUCGAGAUUUCCUACAUAUUCUAUUGCGUUUAUACACGUGUCACAUUUAAAUACAAAUACAAUUAAAUACUUUUGAAAAUAUAUCCAUUAAUCUGUCGAUUAUUAUUUUUAUAUUUACUUACAAAUAUAAUUGCAUUAAUUGCAUUAAAAAAACUCAAUUAAUUUAACGAAUUUCAAACAAACUAGUAUAUAUUUUAUAGUCAAUAUUCUAUAAAUCUAAAAACCUUAAGCUGGUAUAAUAAUUUCAUAAUAUUAGUCUCGAUCGACUGGCAAAAUAUAAAUUAGGUUCACUAUAGGUACCACAGUCCACUAUGCAAAUCAAUAAUAUACAUUAUAAAGUUUCUAUGCUCGGUUAAUUUGAUGCACACGUAUUACAUAUAACAUCGAUUCAUAACUUCAAACUAACUUUUAAUCAAAUAACAUUUAUUAAUAAACGCACGAUUACCCAUUCAAUCACUUUGUGGUUUCAUAACAAUAUAAAUAGAGAAGACAAUUCCGAAAUACUUUUACAAUCACGGAAUUUCGGGGUUUUUCGGAACCGAUUCCGGAAUCCCGGAAUUACAUUUCAAAUUUAUAACAGCGUAAAAAGAUAAAAAAAAAAAAAUGAUACAUGCAUUUUUUAAAUUAAUUUUUUAUUAUUAUUGUAAUAUAUCUAUAUAUUUUUUUUAUAUAUCAUUCUAAAAAUGUAAUAGUAUGUUUUACAGAAAAAAAAAUGUGAACAGUAAAUAUAAAAAAUAAAAACAGAAAAAUUCAGGGUCCCGAGAUUCUAUUCUCUAAAUAUAAUUCACUUACUAGUAUGUUAUUUUACGUCUUGUACUUCGGAACGAUCGAAAUGUUAUUUAUUAAAGAGAGUUAUAUACGUUUGCAAUAAUUUAUUUACUACUAUAUACAAUUCCGUGUGUGCACAAAUGAUACUUGGGUAUUUAUGCAACGUGCAACGGCCUAUUUAUAAUCUCAAAGUAAUAUCGAUGCACCGUUAAAUAGAUGGGAAGGCAAAAAUCGUUAUAUUGUGAUGUCCUUUUAAAUCUAUACUUCAAUGGUGUAUAUUUUAUUAGUAAUAACAGUUAAUUAUUAAAUAUCAUAAAAAAUAUUAUAGUCUAUUUGGUCUCCGUUUGAGGUUUGAAAACCGACAGAACAUUGUAACAUCUAUGAAACAUCCAUCUAAUUUUUGUACACGGACGCAUUACACUUAGGUAUAUUUAAUAAAUUCAGUUUUUAUAAAUUUAAAGCUACAAUUAGGUGGAUAUUAAAUUUUCACCUAGGCCACUCGAAUUUUGAAUCUAAAAAAUAUGUAAUGAUAACUCAUAGACAUCAAAUACUGUUAUUAUUAUACUUCAAUUGACGAUAUUGAUAAUGUUUGUAUUCUAAUUGUUUUAGAUUCGGAGCGGAGAAAUGGAUCUAUUGGUUUAACUUGCGGUUUUUUUGUAUAUUUUUUUUUUCUGUUUUAUUUUGUGUCUGUGAGUAACUAUGAAGUUGCACCUAUGAAGUGUAACAUCUUUUCUGAAACGAAUAGUUGAUGCAUUUGAGGAAGUUAUUUUUACUUUAAAAAACACAAUGAUCAAAUUUACAAUAUGAUUUCAUUAUUUUAAAUUUUUACGUGCGUUUUUUCUACCAGAAAUGUUGCUUUUAUAUUUUUUAUUUUCAAUUUUGUUUUUUUCAAAACAUGUUUAAAGACUUGAAAUUUCGACAGAAAACUAAUAUUUGCUUGACGUGGUAAAAUGUUCAAGACAUUUGAGCAAUUUUCGAACUAUUUAUAACCAUUUUUAUUUUACGAGGGUUUUACCUAAUUUUUAUUUAGUAGGUACUCUAUGGAUAAAUUGUUCGAAAGCUAAAAAAUUUAACCCUAAAACUUUAGAGGGUUCAUUAUAAGUUGUGCUUAUUGGUAAACAAAAACUUAUAUUACGGCCUUUCAGAACAUGUAUAACCGAACUGAGCUCCUAAUCAUUUUUCGUAAGCAAUGGUUUAUCGUUAAUUACAUAUAAAAAUUUCAGAACUUUAUGUAUCCAUUUGGUGAGUUGUGUAUUAUUUAUUCUUUAAAACGAUUAUCAAUAUUUUUUAAUAUAUUCAUAAACGUAUUAAAAAAAAAAUAAUACUCAACUCACCAAAUAAUGUUGUUAACUACUAUAACAUAAAAUAUCAAAGUAAUAUUUCUAAGAAAUUUGCUAAAAUUCUGAACAAUAAAAAGAACAUAUUUUUGAAAUAAAAUUUAAAAAAGACUGUCCAUAAUUAAAAUUUUGCUAAACAUGUUUUAGAAAAUAACCAUAAUAUAUGGUUUCAUAUAAAUACAGACUUAGAGAUAUUAAAUACCCAAAAAUAACAUUUACAUUUAUUUAGUUUUAGAAGAAUUAUAUAUUAUAAUAUUUUACAUAUUAUAUUUUUUAAUAUAUAUUAUAAUAUAAUAUUUUAAAUUUACAAACCUAUUUUAAAAAUAAUAUCUUAUAACAAUACAUUUUAGAUAAUAAAUAAUAACCAAAUAAUUUAUACUUCUUAACAUAUCUAUGUCUAAUUAUAACAAAUUUUAAAUAAUCUCUCCUAUUAAAAUAAAUUAUUUCUAUGUAAAACGACCAUUUUAUAAUUUUUUUUUUUUUAUGUAUUCCUUUAUUUAAUUUUUUAUUCAAUCGCGUUUUACAUUUUGACUGUGAUAUACCUGAUGAUGAAUUUUUAAUUCAAAACCGGUCCCAUAAUACACUUAUCAUAAUACUCCAGGUGACGCAUUCAUUCAUUUAUUUAUUUUUUAUAUAUACAUUUAUUUACUAUAAUUACCUAAGCGUUGUAUGCGUAGUGUUGCUCUAGUGACAUCUAUGUCUGCCCAAAAAUGUAACCUCUCAUUUCUUUAAUUUAAUUGACUUUAAAACGUUCAAGACAAUACAUUUUGCACCCAAGGACUCGUAUAAAACGUAUAUUAUGAAUAACAUUUUUACGUUCCUAUAAUAUUUUACGUAGCGAAACGAUCGAACACAAUUCUUCAUUCGCCUUGUGAAAUCGGAAUAACUGAAAAUUUUAAUUAUUAUUACAUAAUAUAAAGAACAAAUCUAUUUUGAACGAUAAUGAAUAAAAAAAAUUUAGGUGGAAAUUAAAGGACUCACCGGUCCUAUACAGUUCAAAAGGGGUCGACGAACCGACUUUAAAUUAGAUUUAAUGAAACUCAAACAGCACACUUUGGCAAAAGUCGGUGAAUGGACGCCGGGGAUCGGUGUAAACAUCACAGAUAUGUCGGCUUUUCACGACACGGCGCCCUACAAUAUUACAUUAGUUGUCGUAACAAUUGUUGUAAGUAAAUGUAUAUUAAUGCUAAUUGUUAUUCAAACUUUAUUAUGACACAUAAUUUAUUAUUAGUUAUUAAUUAGAUCGGAUUUUAUAGAGUCUAUAACGAUUGAAAAAAGAAAAACCGAAAUCAAAUUAACUCGAACUCUUUUUUAGAUAAUCGACUAUCAUGGUAAAAAAAAACCAUCCUGUAUUUUCGGUACAUACACUAUAUUAAUACAAUAUUCGGAAACGCGCAACAGAGAAAAUAUUACGUACCUAUUAUACACUUAUUGCUAUAUGACUUAUUACAAUAUGACUACAAGUUUCAAUUUAAAACUAAUUUUUUCUGAAAAGAAAUCGGUACCUAUCCAAUCAUUUUGUCGUAAAAGAAAUAUAACAAAAUGAUUACAACUAAAAUCCAAUAUUCGGUAUUUUUUUACCUACAAACGGCUAAACAUAAAAAUAUUCGACUCUCCAUUUUAUAUUCGUAUUAUAUGACUUACGUUACGUGGCAUUUAUUUCGUGGAAAUGUAAUCAAUGUGCACUACCAAGCGAAGUUGAAUUUAUUUUUUCAAUUUUAACGUGAAUUUUCGGAAAAAGUCAUUAUUAUAUUUUUCAAACCAUACUACAAAAUGGAAAUACUGAUAUAUGAGAUAAUUGAAUGAAAGCUCUUAAUGUAAUCUGUAAUUCAAGCUCAGAAAUCUACGAGUAUUAAUUUAAACGUAAAUUGAUUUCCAGCAUUGUCUCAAAGUGCCUAUUACCUAUCGAAAAAUAAAUACUAAUAAUUUUCGUUUAACUAUAUGCGUAUAUACAAAGCGUAUCAUCCGUAUAAAUCAUGUGACCUGCUGCAUUCGCAUUCUAAUCUGUUUGAAAUAGGUGAUAUAAUAAUAAUGUAGGUUACAGAUUAAGUAUAGAAAACCUUGUAAAUGUUAAAUGUUAAAUUUUAAAUGAUAUUUUUUUAGGAAUUCCCAUACGUUAUGAUGCAUCUGGGCAAAAACUAUACCGGCAAUGCGAGAUUUUACGGUUUUUGUGUCGAUCUAUUAGAAAUGAUCGCAAAACAAGUUGGGUUCGAUUAUAUUCUGGAUUUGGUGCCGGACAAAAAGUAUGGUGCUCAAGACCCGGUUACGUUAGAAUGGAACGGUAUAGUUGAACAGCUUAUAAAACAUGUGAGUAUUUAAUUUAAACAUUUUUUAAAAAUUAUUUUUCGCAAGUCUCUAAGAUUUUAUAUCAUCUAGUGAACGUAUGCAUCUAUCGCUGUCUAGGGAAUCGUCCAAUUAAAUUCUCUACAAUUACACAUUUUAUUCUGAAUAGCCCCAUACAUAGAUCCUUAAACUCCUGUAACGGUUUAAAAAAAAUUUGAUAUUUUUUUUACCGAUAGUUUCUCUAAAUUAAAAAAAAUUUACUCUUAAGGAAACUAAGUAUUCAAUUAAUCAAGCUAAUAUUUUUUAUAUAACAAAUAUGACGUGUACCUCUACACAUUUUGUUUUUAUUAAUCUCUGUAUUGUACUAUUGUCUCACCGCGUGCGAAAAAUUAUUUCAGAAAUAAAUAAUUACGUGUUAAUAGUUGCAAGAAUGGCGGCCACUGCAGAUAGAAUAGUUAACUUUUCCAGUAUCUCUGAAAUGUAUAGAUACGGAUGGCGGACAACGUUAUGAUUAUUAUUUAAACGAAAUGGAAUUUAAAGAAAUAAAAAACACUUCAGACGUAUUUCACAAAUGUUUCGGAUUUUUGAAGUAUCGAAAGCAACGAUAAUUCAUUUUAUUCGAAAAACAAUUGCGCGAACCAGAGUUCAGUAUAACAUUAGGUUUUUGUUUUCGAUAGUUUUUUUUACGAUAACUAUUGAUAAUAUAGAAAAAUGACCUCACAUUAAUAUGAGUACCAUUCCAGUUUAGAUAAGUAUGGAUUGAUUUACUGAAUGAAACUUAGUCGACAUUUCGAUGUGAAAUUAAUUUGUUUUGGUAUUUCACAAUCGAAAUAAUACGUAUACCGAUAACUUCCGAUAACUUGAGAUUCAUCAAUAGUAUUUUAUUAAUCAGUUUAUAUUAUAACUUAAAUUUAGUAAAUAUAAAUAAAAUAAAUAAUUUUCACCAUCUGGUUACAAUAUUCAGCUUAUUCAUCAUAUAUUUGAAAAUCAACUUCAACAUUUAACAUGUUAUUAAUUAAUUUGUUUGUAUCUACUUGGUUUUUUUUUUUUUUUUGUGUUCAGAGGAGAAAACAAACAUCUACCGAUGAAAAAUUAAUAAUUUAUUUUAAACACGUCAAUUAAUAUUUGUAAUCAAUAAGGUAAUAUUAAUUAUUUUUUAUUGUUUGUUUAAACAUUUUUUUUUAUUUUCUGAAGUACACUUUACUUGUUUAGUUAUUUAAAAUACCUGAACUAUGACCUGAUAUUAAAAUGUAUUAUAUACGUCAUUCGAAACGAAUUAUCGAUUGAUUAACAUUAUAGUUUUAAUGUAUUUAAUUAAAUACUCGUAUAUAAACAAUCAUUAUUUUAAACGAAAUAGUAUUAAUUAAGUUGAUAAUAUUUUUUAUGCAGAAAGCAGAUUUAGCUGUUGGAUCAAUGACUAUCAACUAUGCCAGAGAAAGCGUCAUUGAUUUUACUAAGCCGUUUAUGAAUUUGGGAAUCAGUAUAAUGUAUAAGGUGCUCGUAAUCAUGUGUUUUCAAUAUUAUAGGAUAAGUUUAACCAAAAUGAUGGUAGAUAUUUUAAUAAUAGAGUUUUAAUUUUAGUGAAAUGAUUUGGAACAGUUAUUUUAUAUAUUAAUGAUAAUAAUAGAAUAGAGCUGAUACUGGGAACGGGUGCGGCCACUGUUGUAGGUGAGAAGUUGGGAAGGUAGAAUACAUAAAGUUAUUUCAUUUAUAUCUGUAAGCAACGGUUUGUCCAUUGCUAACGAAAGAAGAUUCCGAGUACAGUUCGGUGAUACAUAAUUUAUAGUGCCGUAAUUUUUUUUAACCUAUCAAUCUGAUAAUUAUCUGCAUCAUUAAAAACAAGAUUAAAAAUUCAACAAAAAAUGUCACUUGUCGUUUUUCAAUUCGAGUCAUAUUUGUGCAAGAAAACGUGGUAGGUACUUAUUUAAAAUAACGGAAUCGUGAAAAAGUCGUAUUUUUUUCCCGGUUAAUCGUUUUUAUUUUAAAUACCGUUUCAAAAAUCAAAAAAUGACCAGGUAAAAUUUUCUAAGUAAAUGAAAUUAACUUUCAGAAAAGAGACUACAUUUGUACAUCGGAGAGGAUUUUCUAGGAUAAAAUUGGUCUACAGUAUAUAAAAAAAAAAAUAAAGUACCAUUGCAAAAAAAUUUAAAAAAGGAAAAAUUGGUUCGAUGAUAUUGGAAAUUUUACCACGUCUAGGAAAGUCCAAUAAAAGUAUUAUUAUCAAUUUUCAACUCUCUACAUGUAUUUAUAACCGAAUUACAUCAGAAAAACUCCCAAAAACCAAAAUUCCUUAAAAGCUCAAAAUUGGCUCAAAAGUUUUGGAGAUGAUGCCGUAAAGAAAAUAAAUCAAAAAGGCAACAAAACAGGUACCUUGUAAUUUUUCGAUUAAAUAAUUUUUCCUGGUAGAAAACGUCGUCCAUGUUUUUAUAAAAUAAUGAAAUCGUGAAAAUGUACGUUUUUCUACGUUUUUUCCCCACUUAUAUGUUUUUAUUUAAAAUAUUGAAUCGAAAAUCAAAAAAUAACCCGUUUAAUGUACAAUUCAAACAACUUAAGAUUUCAGAAAAGGUGCUACACGUAAAGAUCGGAGCAAGUUUACUAGGAAAAAACGUGUUCACAGACUAGUACAAAAGAAAAAUAAACAGCAUUGUAAAAUCAAUAGCUGCCUCGCUUCGCUCGGAAUCUUAAAUAAUAAUAAUGAUAUGAUAAUUUAUUGUAUUUAGAUGAAAAACAUAAUAUAAAAAAGGCCAAGGCCUGUGGAAGAGACAAUAGUUCUAGCCAACAUUAUUAAAAUAAAUACUAAUGCAUGUAAAUGUUACGGUUAAAGUUAUUAAAAAGCUAUUGUGUUAAUUGUAAAAUCGUUUAUUGUCGUUAUAUUUAUACUUUACCGAUUUUGUGCUGUAGUUUUAAUAUUAAAAUGUAUUGGCAGAGUUUAUUUAGUUAACACAAAGGUAGAAUAUUGUUUAUAUUUGUACAUUGAUUAUUUUCGACUUGUUAAUUUUUAAUUUCAAUUCGACGAUUUUGAAAUUGUAAUAUUCCACGUAUUCGUAAUUGGUUUAAAAAUUAAAAUAUCGAAAAAAAACUAACGUAAUUAACUAACAAAAACAAAAAAUGUUCUCAUCUUAAAGUUCGAUAAUAGACUAAUACACUAAAAUAUUAAAACUAAUAGCACAAGUCGGUUUCAUAUUCAAAAAGUACAAAUUUAGUAACAUUAACAGUAACAUAUACAUUAACAACAUUAAUUUAAAUUAAAUUAAUACAAAUCAAAAAUAACGAAAAUAAAUAUACUCGUGUAUUACAAAAAACAAAAAAAAAUGGAAAGAUAGAGAAUAAAACAAAAAGUGCAACAAGUUGUACAGGUACCUACGCAUCGAUAUCAUCACAUGGACAUUCUUAACUUACACUUAACAUGUUUUUUGUAGGGAUCAUAACAUGUAAAAGAUUUUGUAUUAUAUACAAAAAAUAAUAGUUAAAUUAACUGAAUCUCUUUUUUCGAAUUCAGUAUUAUAUUUUAGAUUCUGAGCGGAACGAGGAAUUAGUUCUAUGAUGUUUUUAUUUUUUUUCUGUGAACAACUUUUCUCCCAAAAAUUUUGCUCCAAUUUUAGAGUGUAGCAAUUUACAUGAAAAGAAAUCUGACCUCCAUAAAACUUUAGACAGGCUAUUUUUGUGAUUAUCGCAGGGGUUUUUAUAAUAAAUAGAAAAAACCGUAAGAAAAACGGGAAAGUUUGCGAAAUUUAUUAUUUUCAAAUUGUAAAUGUUACGACCUUUCAAAAUAUGUGUAAUCGAACUCUGCUCAGAAUCAUUUUUCGUUGCAUACAUAUACACAUUAAAUUUCCUCUCUACCUUUCCAACUUUUCACCUACAACAGUGACCCAACCGUCGUGCGAAGUAUGUAUUUUUGUUUUUUAAAUUAAAAUACAUUAUUAACUAUUUGGCGAGUAUCAUAAGUGUAGCUGAAACUAAUGCUUUCAAAAUUGAAAAAAAAUCAAGAUAAUUAUUACAUCUUUAGUGUGUGAUUUUUUGAAAUUUAAAAUAUUAUAACAAGUACUUAAUAGUAAUUCGAUACUAGAAUUAAAGGGUUUCCUAAAUACUAUCCUUAACAAAGAAUUUAUUGUAGUUCUAAGUAGUCUCAAAUAGUACUCAAAAGUACCAACUCAGACCCAAAUUCCAUAAGUAUAUGGAUGUAUGUAAUUAUAAGUACAUACUGAUUACGGAAUACCACAAAAAACCAUUUUCAUUGUAUUUGGUAUUACUAUAAACUUAAUAGCUAACACAAUAAUAAUUUAUUCACAUGUUUAAUAUACAAACUUCUUAUUUAUCAACCUACUUGGUAGACGGACCAUUACUUAUGCGAUCGAAUUCGACACCUCAUUAGUCAUUAUAAUAUUCUAACGCGUUAUAUCUAAUGAAAAUAAUAAAACGUGGAAAAACUUCAAAAAUCUAACCCAUAUUUUUUAUAAGUAUUAAUUAAUACAAAGUAUUAUUAUUAGUAUUAUUAAUACAAAAUUUAAAAAAAAAAACCUAAUUCCAAUUUAAAAAAACUUUGUAUGAAUAUAAUACCUUUGUUAUUAUUCAAAUAACGCCAUACAAUAUAAUGCUUACAUAUUGAAAAUAUUUUAAAUAAUGUAAAAUCUACCUAAAAUAUUAAUAUUUUGUAAAAUAUACAAAUAAAUAAAAUAGAAAUUUUAUAUUUGAUUAAAGAUUCAACAUAACAAUAAUAUUAUCGAAUAGAAUGUUUUCUUUUGUUUCCUUUUGUUUUAACCUCUGCUUAACGAAUAUAUAUUAUGAAGUUCCAGCUAAAAAAGUUAUGUUGAUUACAACUGUUCCCUAGUUAAUUUUUAUAAUCUUAAUAGUAAAAUCUUUUAUGUAAAUUGUUAAAGUUUUAUCUUUUAAAAUAGACUGUUCCAAAACGUUAUAUUAUUUGCCACUCCUAAUCAAAAAACUUAUACCAUUUAUUUUUAAGACCGUUAAAUAAAAAUGUCAUUCUAGUAAAAUGUAAAAGUUGAUUUGUCUUCGGACCGAUCUUUAGUAACUGAUAUGUUAUGCAAAAUAUUCGAACUAUUAUAUUUUUUUUAUUUUACAAUAAAUAGGUUCCCAGCAACCAGCCGGCUCAAUUUUUUUCGUUUAUGAACCCCCUGUCCCUGGAGAUAUGGAUUUACUGGUUGGUCGCAUAUGUGGUCGUGUCCGUCACGCUAUAUGUCGUGGCUAAAUUUUCACCGUACGAAUGGGAGGAUGAAAAUCCCGGAAAAUUGUUGAAGAACCCCGGUCAACAAACAGUCAGCCCACAACACCUCAAUAGAUUUACGUUGUCCAAUAGUUUUUGGUUCACGAUUGGGUCGCUUAUGCAACAAGGGUCAGACAUCAGUCCAAAAGUAUGCAAUUUUGACUAAAUUAAAAUUUGAAAAAUAAUUUAAAUUCAAUCGAUUUGCCUAUUCUGAUUUUAUUGAUGUCCUCAAUACUUGGCAUGCUUCUUUACUAUUGGUCUUCCUCUCUAAUUUUUUCCAUCAUAUAUCAUUUCUUCCAGAAUUAGUCCAUCCAAACCAUCCAUUCCUGAAAAAAUAUCCAAGUCAUUCGUUUCUCAAUAUUUUUUAAUAUUAUUUUUUCAUUGUAAUAUAGCGAUCGUAUCAGAUCAACUAAUCUCCUACGUUUCGCUACCCUUACAUCGAUUACUAUUAAAACCUGAUUAUUUUACAAGCGGCUCAUUUUUCGGUGCCUUUAUAGUAAAAUGUCUUACAACGAAAAAAAUUUCUGUAGUUUAUACUAUUACAGUCAUGUUAAAUUAUUAAUGUAUACGAUGUAUUUAUUUUCAUAGGCCUUUUCCACAAAAAUAAUUGGAUGUGUUUGGUGGUCCUUUACACUGAUCAUCGUAUCCUCAUAUACGGCAAAUUUAGCUGCAUUUUUAACAGUCGAAAGAAUGGUAAACCCAAUUGAAAAUGCUGAGGACCUUGCCGCACAAACGAGUAUAGCUUAUGGUACAUUGGAUAGUGGAACCACCAUGACAUUUUUUAGAGUGUGUAACGUUUUAAAUACUAAUAAUAACUAUCGAAAUUAAUAUUCAUUGAAAACAAUUAAUAUUUAAUACAAAUUACAAACAAAACAACCGGAAAUUUUAUGUACUAUUAUAUAAGUUACAUUGGCCGAUUUUGUGAAGUCAUACGAUAUACAUAGCUCUCGUUCCGGCUUAGUUUAAUCAUGGUGUGUUUUUAAGAAAGAAAUCGGUUUUUUGAAGGACUCCAUGAUCGAAACGUAUAAGAAAAUGUGGGCGUACAUGCAAAAGAAGAAACCGUCGGUGUUUGUGACGUCGUAUGACGAGGGCAUCAAGAGGGUACUACAGGGUAACUACGCGUUUCUAAUGGAGUCUACGAUGCUUGAUUACUCGGUUCAGAGGAAUUGCAAUCUAACCCAAAUAAACGGGCUGUUGGAUUCCAAGGGAUACGGAAUCGCCACGCCCAUGGGUAAGUUUUAUUGGUUGAGUUUAUGCGUAGGUAUUCAUAACAUAUUUAUGUAUCCAUUUUUAUUUCAGGGUCUCCGUGGAAAGAUCAGAUAUCUUUGGCAAUUUUAGACUUACAGGAGAAGGGUGAAAUACAAAUGCUAUACAACAAAUGGUGGAAACCACCAAACGACAUGUGUGUGCCCGAGGAGUCUGGAGCGACAGCUGCGAAAACCAACACCCUGGAUUUCAAAAAUAUAUGUAAAUAUGUUUUUAAUUUUGUUAAAAAUACGUUUAAAAUUCUGUAUACUAAAACGUAUUAUUCUGUAUGAUAGUAUAUACGGGUUUUUUUUUUAGGUGGAGUUUUCGCUGUUCUUUUAGCGGGACUUAUAGUAUCGAUUAUGGUGUCCAUCUACGAGUUCUACUACUACAGGAAACAGAUUAAACAUAUCGAACGGGUAACUAUGGUAUUUACUAUUAAACUGUGUAAUUUGACUGCAGCUAUAACGAAUUUAUAAGAUCAAAGAUGCCAUAUACGUGGGUACCCUGGGGCUCAAGCACCCGUCAUUUUAUUUUAAGAGCACCCAUCAGAUAUUAGACCUGACGAUUAAGGAUAUGGGUAUAAUAUUACAGUUUUAAAAUUCUUGACAAAAUUUGAUAAAAACCAAAAAAUCUUAAGCUGAUAAGAAACUUUGAAUGUUUAUCAGUUAUCGAUACCAUUACGAUUGUAAUAAUGAUAAUUAUAUCUUGAAAUUUUGAUUUUUUUUUUUUUUCUUUUACAAAAUGUCGUAUAAUAUAUAUAUGAUUUAAAAUUAAUGUUUCAAAACAUAGUAAACAAUGAGUAGUUAUAUCUACUUGUAAGUGGAACAUACAGGUGCAUUAUUAACAUGCCACGCGCCAUGUCGCCAUACAAAUGAUGUUCCACUAUUCUCCCCCAAACCAAACUUAAAAGUAAAAUAUCUCGUCAACGGAUUAACGUAAAUCAAAAAUGUCAACACCGAAAUUUAUUUUAACUAAUACUCCAUAUAUAUAUAUAUGGAAAUUUCAAUAUAGGUUGCAAUGUCAAAAUCAAAUGUAGGUAGUGGUCGGUUUUACCCCGAAAAUAAGGGUAACAAAAAAUAACUUAAAUAUAAAAUUGUAAAGCAGCUUGUUUUUUAAAUAUUAUAUAAAGCAAAUUCCGAAAAAAAGUUAAUGCAUUUCGAGAUAAUGAGUGUACCCGUUUGGAGCACCCUGUACAAUGUUUUUUCAGUGGUAGGAAAGGUGCUAGAGUUUAUGACACCUGGGGCUGGGUCGCCCGGUACAUUUUUAAAAACCUAGUGAUGGCUACACAAACUGUUACAGCAUACUACGUAUAAUAAUAAUUGUUUCUCGAAAACCCAUCAUGUGAAUUUCACGGUCUAAUCAAAUUAUAUACCUAUUAUAUGCAAAACUAAUUCGCUUUUAAAAAUACUGUACUCCUUACUUUCAAUUAAUGCAUAACUGCAUGAGGACAACCAACUGAAAUAAUAAUAGUAAAAUAUUUCCGCAGGUCUAUAUAAACCGCUGUAGUUAUUAAAUGUCUUGUUUUCCACCCGAAUAAUAAUGAGGUGGUGGUAAUAGUGAUCAAAUAAAGUAGACCGACACGAGACGAAAGAUCAAACAAGAAAACAAUUAUAUUACUUGUUUCAUUACUAAUACGUCCCCCCGUGUUUGUUGAAAAACGGCAUUUCUCAGAUGCAUCACGUAUUUGAUUUAAGUUUGCUGAACUAUAUCGGACGAAAACGGUAUAAUACAAAAAUGUAUAAUCAUAACUCGUAGCGCUGAUCGAGAUCAUAAUAUAAUGAUAGGAUGAGGAAGACCGUUUAUUAAUAAUUUCGACCACGAAUAGCCGAACAAUAAAAAAGAAUAAGCCUUCUAGACCUUUAGCCAAAAGCGUCUCGUGUCGUGAUUACGUACCGCCGUAACGGCGGAAAAGAAUAUUUGAACGGAAAUUGCAAAACAUCGAAGACGGUGUUAAAACGGACAAAUAGACGACUACAACUAUUCUUAUCCCUUCGCCGUAAGUAAGUAAGUUAGUAAGUAAAUAUAGGUAGGUAGGUAGGUAGGUAGGUAGAUAGAUAUAUAGGUAGGAGGUAGGUAUAGAUACAUGAUGUGCGCAUAAAUAUAUUACAAUAUUUCCCAGUAACUGCUAUACAAAAGUUAUAUUUCAAAAACUCGAGGCGGAACAAUGCGUCGGUAUAAUGAGAUUCUAAUGCGCUCGUGUUUAUCUAAAUUAUACCGAAAACGACAUCACAUAAUGUGUCUGAAAAGGGAAUACAUUAUAUUUAACGCGAACGGGUGUGUAUAUAUUUACGCGGAUAUUAUUAUUUACUGUACCGCAGGUAUAGCGAGUGUAUCUGACUGCGCGCGUAUAAACACACAAACGUGUUCGGAUUUAAAUGUAAACGCUAUUUUAUCAAGUGUAUGAUAGGUACCUAUAUCUGUCCAGUGCCUAGUAAUUUGUGUUUGCGUACUGCUUGCGCGAGUCUUAGACGGUGCACAAAAAUCUGUCAUUCCGCCGCACAGCGGCGCGGCGAACUCGAAAUUACCGAAAGGCAGACAUACGGUUUAACUGACGACCCGACUCGUUUAAAACGAACAGUCACUUAAUUCCAUAGACCGGAUAAAAAAAAAAACCGCGGAAAAAUGUACAUAAAUGUUUUACGUUUGUCCGGUGAAUAUUCCGAACUCGCUUCUCAAUGAAAACUAUUACGUGCAGUGUAUCGUAUUGUACGCGCAUCAAGUGACGUGUAUUUUCUCUUUCUGCGUGUUUAUUUAUAACCAUUAUUUAAUCAACCGUGCGUCGUUCUUAACGUGUUACCGUGAUCACGUGGUGUAAUAUUUUAUCAUAUUUAUUGUCCAGAAAAAAAAAAAAAAAAAGACUUUGGCAGUGAAAUAUUUUAAUCAUCAACGAUUAGUUCGGUACCAAUCGGGUGGUUUGUUUUUUCGUACCAUUCUCUCGUUCGUUUAAUAAUAUUGUAUACAAGUCGCCGUCACGUGGUCGUCCCGAAUCCCAAUUGAAUCUUUGUACAGAUUUACGAUCAAUGAAACAUGAUACCUACCAUACAGUUUUAAAUAAAAACUGGCUAGGUACGUUUACGCGUUGUUUUUAUUUUUAUUUUCUAUACUUAGUACGAUUUAUUAUAAUUUUUAAUCAAAGUAAAUAUUAUGUUAUGCACAUUAUCGUAAGCAGACGAUAAAUAUAUUAUAAUACAAAUUUAUCGCACUGCUAUAAGAAUAACGGUUUGUUAAAAAUGCAGUAUUUGUUUUGUGCUGUUAACUUUUGGUUUGCCUUUGGGAUAUUUUUUGCAUUAUUGGAUUACAUCAUCUGUUGUAUAAGCCGAUUACAACCCAGGACUGUUAUUUACCUACUUAUAAUAAUAUAAUACGACUACAGCCUUUUUUUGUGUUUUGUUUUUUUCCUAUCAAAUAUGGCAACAGCGAAUAGGACCACAGAGGUCCACGUGGAGGGAUUUGAUCGACGAGCUGUGGUUCGUUUUGAAAUGCCGUGGGUCCAGACAGCGAACCGUGGUGUUACACAGAUGCGAGGAAUGCCAUCCAAAGGCCAAAGUGAGUGACGUAAUUUAUGUGUACUACUACCAUCUACAACCGAUCGUGCAUAUCGCGAUAAAAACCUAUCUACGUUUUGUAAUGAUAUUAUAAUACAUAUCCGUCUCGGUAUAUUUUUUUUUAUUUUUUUUUUUUUUUUAUCGUUCAGACGACGGAACGGCGUUCAAGGAGAGAUUUCAUGAGAGCCAACAGAUUGUAAGAAAUCAAUGAUUGGAAGAUUAUAAUAAUAUACUGCACUGCGUACCUACGUACAUAAUGUUAUUAUGUAGGCCAUGUGUCGCGUAAAUUACGGCGUUAGCGUAAAAAAAAUAGUUUUGCACACUGAUGGUAACGAUUUUACUCAUUAUAAUUUUAUUGCUAUAAUAUUGUAUAAAACCGUGAUCCGAGUACUUUUAGACAUAUCUGUACUUUAAUAACACAGUCAGUGGAAAAUAAGUUUACCGUAUCUAUACGCGCUUUAUACGUGAAUGGGACCUAAAUAAUUAGUAGUUUGUGUUUAAUUUUUUAUUUGUUAAACAUAUUUGAGAAUGUAUGAAACGAUGUUUUAGAAAUUAAAACAAAUAUAUUUAUAGGCUGAAAACUCGUUUAAAGUGUAAUGUGUUUUAUAGUGUUGCUUAAUAAUAAUAAUGUUAAUGGCAUGUAGAACGUUUUUCUUUUUUUCGUAGCCCGGCAAUUUCCCAUACCUAAUCACUACCACCUCCCGUUCUCUUAUGAACAAAUCAGUAAUAAAGUGUUACUAACUAUUACUUCAAACAGUUCAAACCCGUUGUUCUAUACCCAAUGGCUGUUUCAACAAUAACAAUACGUUUUUUUUUUUUUUUUUUUUUAAUACUGUUAUAAACGACUUAAUUUCAAACGAAAUAAUUUAUUCUUCAACCAAUCAUUCGAAUCAUUAGUCUACAAAAAAAUCAAAAAACGAACGCUGCAUACUAGCUGUCUCGCGCGAGGCGGUGCCCGUGCUAAUUUUUAUUGUUAUUAUUUUACUACGAUUCCGUGUAAUGUGUGGGUACAACUUUGAAACCUACACAAACAAAACACUUAAACGAUUUCCCGUAUUAUUAUUAUUAUUAUUAUUAUUAUUAUUUAUAAUAACUAAAGAAAACCUUAAUAAAAUCAUAUUUACUCGAGACGUUCAUAGAUAAUGAUCGAAAUAUUACCCCGUGUUAUCCGGCUCGGCGAGUUCAAACGGUUGGCCUCAAAGGAAUUACGGUGAACGCCGUAGGGUCUAAUAAAAUCGGGCCCCUUUAUCCUGCACCGUAGGCGCGAUUCCGCGCACGCCGAUAAUAACCGUUAAUACAUACGUACGCGUACGCGCUUAUGUAUUGCGUAUACCGUACGUAAAACAUACGUUACAAAAUAUACAGGUAACGGGAAACGGUGGGCGUGAACAAUGCAAGUACAGUUACUGUGGGACCGGCGUCGGUAAUACGUCGUCACCGUGUGCACUAACGGUGCACGCCGACGUACUCGGUAGGACCCGAUCGGAAAAUCCCCGUACGCCGUACGGCCGAGCACUUUUUACAUUUUUUAAGUACAUUUUUUUGCACGGCCGGGCCGUACACACGAAACGGAACGACGCAAUAGCCGUCCGUCCGUUCGUGUAUAGCGCCCGCGCAAUUGAGCGAGAAACCGCGCGCAACGUUGCCAUAUUCCGGCGGCGAAUCUGGUAUUGCACAAUGUAUCAUUCGAAUCUAAACGGCGGAUUUGACGUCGAACAACAGUGGGUUAUCGUAGAACUCGAAGUUCAGCUUGCCGUGGCCAUACAGCGAUAACGCUUGUAUUAUAAUAUUGUCGCUAUUAUAAGGGUAUAUUCAGAAAUAUAAAUUAUAAAAACUGAGCGCGCUCGAUUGUAACAGAGAAAAAGUGUCCGCGAUAAGGACCGUUCUCGGACGCGGUUCGACCAGGACUUGCGCGCGCACUCAAUAACAGUCGUGUACCGUACGGUACAACCGCGACAUAUUCGGGCGCUGUGCGGCCGCGUGCUAAUUAUGCGCCACACCGCUUUCCUCCGGCGUAAAUUCAAAAGUGCACUAUCUCGUCGACGGCCCGACGGAAAUAGAAAAUGUCAACACUCGAGUUUACCCUGACCAAUAACCCGUAUGUUUAUGGAAUUUUCAAUCACGGGUCGCCGUUUGAAAAUCAAAAGUAGGUAGUGGUUUUACCGCCGAUAAUAAGGCUAACGAAAAACAACUUAAUCAUGAACAUUUUUAGAGCAGCUUGUUUAUUAGAUGCUCUAAACUAAACUAAUUCCGAAAAAAGUUAAUACUUUCCGAGAUAACGAGUGUACCCGCUUAAAUGAAUCACCCGGCACGUGCAGUUACAAAUACAACGGUUUAAUACACGUGUACGGGUAUUUUAAAUACCCGGAGGAAAUCGCAAACCCCGGUUUCAACGAACAACGUUAAUAGAUAAUAUUAAAAAAGUGACAAAUUAAAAUAUAAUAAUAUUUUAAACCAAAUGUUGUAAUACUACGAUCGUAAAAAUCAUCGCGGUCUACGCUUAGAGGUUAUAAUUAUAACAUAUCAUUAAACGUUUUAAUAUUUACGUGUUAUAAUUAACGAUUCAACAUAUUGUCCUUUGAAGCUUUGACAAAAUACUCAUAAAAAAAUAUGAUUUUAUCAAAAUCGACGCAAAUGUAUACAUACACACCGGAGGGGAGAGGAGCUUUAUCCUCCCGUAUCCAUGAAUGAAAUUGUGUGUAUCCACCCACAAAAAAUUAAUUUAAUUAAUUUAAAUUCACAAAAAAAAAAAAUGCUGAAUACGCUACUGACGGAGACUUAAAAAAUGCAGAAGUGUCAUAAAUCCCGAUUACAUUUUAUUGAUACAAUAUAAUAAUGAAUAUAAUUCAAUAUAAUUUCAAACGCAUUGAAACAGAAUACAUUUUACGUUACUGCUAAGGUAACACAUUUUGCGUAUUUAUUAAUUUAUGUAAUUUACUGUUGCACUUGUUAAUAAUUUACCGCCUAGACGACAUUAUAAAUGCAUAAUUACGAAUACAACCGAAACACAUUAGGUACCUAGAUAUUUAUUUUAAUUUUUCUUAAUAAGUGUCUGAACAUUACAGGACGAUCCGCAUAACGGCAAACAUUCAUUAUCUCGGAAGGUCGACAGAAAUUAAAAAUGUCGGUAUCGAAUUUUAUUUGACUAAAACUUCAUAUAUUUUUGGAACUUUAUGAACAGUUUGCUAUUUUAAAUACAAAAGUGGGUAGUGGUUCCACUCCCGAAAAUUAGGGCAGCGAAAACUAACGAUAAUGUAACACAUUAGAGUCGCUUGUUCUUUAAAUUGCCCAAACAAACAAAUCCUUUCCGAUAUAAUAAGUGUGCUACGUAAUGUUAAUCAUACUGUAUAAUGUACACUAUGUACAAUUACACACUUAAGAUUAUACAAUUAUUUAAUGGCAAUGUAAUAUAAUGGCAUACAAUUUACAAUCCGUGCAUUAGUAUGAUACUUAGACUUAGACUAUAAAUAUAUUAUAAUAUCCAUGUUAUUUGAACCUAACUGUUCGUAUCUUUGUGAUAAAUACGUAAUAUAUUUAUAUUUAGUUGAAAGUAAAAUUGUUUUAUGUUAAGUUGAAGAAAUCUUCGAAAUAAAAAAUACAAUGAAAAAUUCCAAACUAUAUUAUCGAUUGAAAUAUGUAAGUAUUAAUUAUACAUACAAAUUUUGUUAUGUAUACAUUUUAAAAUUAAUAAUUUUUUUCCAUAUUAUGUUUUUUAUUUAGAUGUUCUUAAUAUUUGUAAUUUCCUAUAAUGAUUUUUUUAAUGGGUGUUUAAUGGUAUUCUCAUCAGUUUUAUUCUCACAACUACGAGAUCCUUCAUCACCAAUAAAAUUAAAUGCUAACGAAGCAUCUUGGAUAGGUAAGCAAACGGAUGAAUAUUAUUAUUUUUAUUUUAUCCGGUUUCUUCAGCUAUUUAAGGUUGUCCUCCAGGCUAUUUAAGGUUGUAAACCUUAAAUAGCACAUAUCCAUAAUGCCACAUAUCCAGACGUAUAGGUACUCAAAUUCAAUAUAUUGGAAUGGUUGAAUUAAAAUUGCAUAAUGUUUUAUUUUUUCAGCUAGCAUUCCAUCACUCAUAAGUCCUCUUGGUUUGCUUAUCAUUGGAAUAUUAACAGAUAAAAUUGGUAGGAGAAAAGCGCUUCAAAUUUCAUUUAUACCAAUCAUUGUAAGUUUUCUUAUACUAGCCUAUUCAAAUACCUAUGAAACAAUUCUCAUCGGAAGAACCGUUGGAGGUCUCAUUUUUGGUAAGCACGGUUUUUCGUUCAUAGCUAUACAUAUCGUAAUAGUAAUAAUUAUGUAUAAAUAUCGUAUAGACAAAUAGCAUUUAGUUUAUAUUUAUUAUAAUAAAGUUGAAAUAACAAAAGUCACGAAUUAUGUUAUAUCUAUCAGUAAAAUUAUUCAAUUACAACCCACGAAUAAGCGGUUUUUUGGACUCCGAUAAACGUUAACUAGUAUACCAGGUGAUCCGUUUAAGUGGGUACACUCAUUAUCUCCUAAAGUAUUAACUUUUUUCGGAAUUUAUUUUCUAGAACAUUUAGUAGAAGGAGUUAUUUUACCCCCAUAUGUAAGGAUGACAAAAAAUAACAUAAAUAUGAAUGUAUAGAGCUGCUUGUUUUUUAAAUUUUCUAGAAGACAAAUUUUGAAAAAAAUUAAUGCUUUCCGAGAUAAAAAGUGUACCUACUUGAUUGGAUCACCUAGUAUUAACGAGUAGGUACUCGACUCAACUCAACAGUUUUAUUUUUUUGUACUCGACAAAGUACUCGAGUACUUCCUGGACUAUUUUUACUUGAAUAUGAAAUAAAUGUAAAAAUUAUGUAUAAAUAUCUUAAAUAUCAAAUAUUUCCGAUAUGAUACCAUGAUGAUGGUUUGAAUAUACGAAUAUAGAAUGGUAUUGUUUUAUUUUUACGAAUGACAACUUGAUAUUUGUAAAGACCCUUUAAUACGAAUUAUAAAGCUCAAUAUUUUAAACUAGAUGUCUAAAUGUCUAGAUGGUGUAAUAAGAAAAAAAAACAAUCAAAACUACUCAGUAAAUUUGGUUCAAAUUCGUAUAUAAGUCAGUUACAGAACUGCAAUUUCAAUGUACAUAGAAAAUAUUCAAGUACCCGUGUAAUUUCAGUUACUCGACGACUUUUGAGCACUCGAAUUUUGAACUUAAUUAAAAGUAAAAAAAAAAAAUAAAAUAGACUACUAUAAACUAAAACUCUAAAAAUACAAGUUCUAAAAAUAAAAAAAAAUCUAAAUUAUUGCGUUAUUUAUUUUUUAGGAUCAGACUCUUGCAAAUUCGUAUACGCGUCGGAAAUAUGUACACCAGACCGGCGGCAGCUCCUUUAUUCUGUGAUGUUCGUAUUCGUGGGCUUCGGCAUGAUGGCAGAAAGCAUAUUUGCAAUGUUUCUGCACUGGCAAACCGUUUCAUUGAUACUCGCAGUGAUGAGCGCCACCGGUAUGGUAGCACUGUUCGCAGUACCAGAGUCGCCUACGUGGCUGAGGGCACAGGGCCGCGUAAAAGAAGCCGAGCGCGCGGAACAGUGGUUCGGAUUAAAACCCGGGAUAUUGGUAACCACGGUCAACGGUGAUAAAUUCAGCGAUAAUCACACUGUCACCACCAGUGCUGAUCGGUGGGACGCGUCCUCGACAUCCCCGACAUACUGGUCGGUGUACACCCGUCGAAGCGUAUGGUUACCAACUUUGAUGACGUUGGCGUUCUUCGCCUGUCAGGAGGGCAGUGGCCUGUACGUGAUGCUUUCUUACUCAGUCGACGUACUACGGGACUUCAAGGUCCAGUGGAACGAUACCGUGGUCACUGCGGCUAUCGCUUUAUCCCGGGUGGCGGGCAGUGUGGCAUUCACCGUGAUGUACAACGUCAAACGCAAGACAUUGGCCAUCACUUCUUUCGCCGGCAUGGCCGUGUCACUAAUCGUCAUUAUCACAUACGUGAAAAUAUUUCCAAACACGGAUAGGCCAUUCGGCGACCUCGUACUGUCUUCCGGAUUCGUGAUUUACAUGUUUUUCACCCUAGUGGGCGCAGUGCCGAUACCCUGGACGCUGGGAAGUGAAGUUUUUCCGAAUGACGUGUCAGGUUAGUUGCCUUAGGCAUUUAUUGGUUUCCAUGCCAAAAUAUUAAUAUAAAUAAGAUCAUUCGAUUCGAUUGAUUAUAUCAAUUUAUAACGCAAUAUGUCUUUAUUAUCUCAGAUUAACGGCACAUUUUAUAAUUCGUGGUUUAACUCUGCCGAGCUUAAUCUGUCGUCUGACCUAAGGACUUAAUUAUUUCCGGUAUCACAAAUGCCGAUCUGGUUUGGUUAAACUAAACUAUUGUUUUUUUUUUCUUCUGAAAUAUGUGAUGGUACCACUAAAUAAUCUACGGAACAUCUUGGUAACAGUGGAAUGGUAAUAUUGUGUUUCUAUAGUCAGUUUAUUAAUCGUUAUGCUGUAAGAAAAAAACAAAUUAGAAAAGUUGAUUAAGUUGAUAAUAAUCAUUCUAUAAUUUCCAUUCGUUCGUUGGUUUAAUAUACAAAUUAUUCGUAAAAUUCGAAUAUUAAUCUAAUUAUGCUUUGAUCGGUAUCUAAGACAUAAUAAUAUUGUACGUAAAUCCGUUACUAUUGUUGGUUCUCAUAGUAUAAUUAUUGUAUUUACGAAUCCGAAAAGGGGUCCUAUUGGGGUUGAAUGACCAAUCGCCAUCAACUGAAUGUUGUGAUAGAAUUCGGUGUGACGAGAUUUUCUGACGCAAUAGAUAGACCGUCCUACAACUGCAUUGUCGAAGAAAAAAUUCCUAGUGUGCCCUAAGACAUACUGGGAAGGCAACCUAAUAUUCUCGCUUGAACAACCACUGUGGACGACGGCGGAUUAAAUUCACCGCACCUCAUCAACUUACGAGGGUUGUCCCAAAAGUAAUGCACAAUUUGCUCUGAAUAAAUAAGUUUUUAUUUUAAACUAAAUACAAUAUUAUAGACCUUCGAUAUAAUCCCCCUGCUUGUCUAUACACGAUUGCCAUCGUUUCGGGAGCGCUUGAAUGCCGCAUAGGACGCCAUCUUUGUUGAGUUCACGGAUCCUUCGGCUCACUUCUUCAUUUAGUAUAUCUAAGUUGGGAAAACGGAUCCCUCUAAGUGGUUUCUUCAGUUUUGGAAAUAAAUCAAAGUCCGGAGGACUUAAAUCCGGCGAAUACGGUGGGUGUUUGAGGCGUUCCCAUCCAUAUUUCUCCAAAAGAGCGACGACUGGUGCUCCGAUAUACGGCCGCGCAUUAUCGUGCAAUAUGGACACACCAUUUUGUAACAUUCCUGGUCGCUUUUUACGGAUUUCUGGUCGCAAUUUUUUGGCAAGGAAUGUUUUGUAGUAAUCCCCGGUUACACUACUGCCAAUUGGAACUCGAUCAGUGACAAUUAUCCCAAGUUUAUCGUAAGCAAAAAUCAUCAUUUGUUUCACCUUUGUUUGCUGGCGACGAACUUUUUUUGCUCUUGGUGAUGUUAUUCCNUCACGGAUCCAAGUCUCAUCUAUUGCAAUUAUACGAUCAAGAAACGUUUCUUUUUCAUUUUCGUAGCGAGAAAGGAGUUCACGGCAGAUGUCUUUACGUGUAUCCUUCUGUUCCGGUGACAGAAAAUGAGGCACCCAACGUGCUGCAAUGUUUCGUUUCUGUAGAAUUUCCGUUAAAAUGCGGUGAACACUUGAUUUUGAAAUACCUGUUUCAUUUUCUAUCUCUCUCACCGUUAUUCGUCGGUCUUCAUCGAGUAGAGUUGCGAGAAUAGCCGCGUUAGUGUUGUCUUGAGUAACCGUAGAGGGUCGGCCAGAGCGAGGGUUGUUAUCAAUACUUAUACGACCAUCACGGAAUCGCUGAUGCCAUCUUUGCACCGUACUACGAUCCACAGUAUCCGUUCCACACACUUCAUUUAACGCGGCAUGAAUUUCAGGCACUGUUUUACCACGAAUCGUUUCGAUUUUAAUGUAUGCGCGUUGCUCAAAAACAGAAAUGUGAGCCGACGAAUUGUUCUCACUUUCGUUAUCGCUCUCACACAUCAUCAUACUUUACUAAAACAACUAAAACUGAAAACGCACGUGUUCGUUAGACUUCAAGCUACAAACUGAUACUAAAAUCAGCUAAUAAUAUCACAUUGCAAGACAGCUAGAGCGCGUUGUGCAUUACUUUUGGGACAACCCUCGUAUCACCGUAGACGUAAAGAAGUUUGAUUGUGGCGACAAUACUGAAUGCAGUGCUCGAAAUGUAAAAUUGUACGAACCGGAACGCUCAUGAAAUUAAUACGUAGAUUAUAAUAUUAAUUUUUAAUUUUAAUUAUUUUAAUUUGUGUUUAUUUUACAAUACAAUAUAAUUAGUAAAAUAAAUACAAAUAAUAUAAGUAAUUUUAAGCUUAAAAAAUGUAGUUGUACAAUUCAAAUUUGAUAGAUAGUUUAUAAUAAUUUCCAUAAUGCUGAGUAUUUUUCGUCAAUUUUUUUUUCACGUUUGUGAGUUGCUGUGUCAUCAGCAGAAUGUCUACCUUUGACCAUGAGCGUACAUAUUUUUCAGGACGAAAUUCAGUGAGUGGAGAGCCAACACAAUUAACAAAUAAAAGUGCAGAGACUGUACUAAUAUUUAAUAAAGAUCUGUGAGGUGUUAUAAUUUCAUUCAUUGAGCUGAAAUUUCGCUCGCACUUACUUGUAUAAAUAGGAAUAGUAGCUACGGUUUUAAAAAGUAUUUGUAAGUCGUCCUUCCAUUUUGUAUAUUUGAAAACCCCGAACAAUAUCAUUUUCUUUAUAUAAAACAUCUGGAGCUAUACAAUUUGUUUGUCUAAUAACUCAUUAGGGUUUCCUCAUCGUUGAAAUAUACAAGGUUAUUUCAUAUAUGUCACUUCUCAAUCAAAUAUUUGAUGAUAAAAACAAAAAUAGCAGCUUAAACUGUGACAAUAAAGAUCGAAUAUAUAAGCGCGGGAAUUUUGAAUUUGUUAAAAUUAUUAUUUAAUACGUAAACUAUGCUGUGAACAAAAUAUUGUAUUAUUUACUGUUCAGUAAUAUUUUAAUCAUUCAGAGUAUUGUAAAAUAUAAUGUGUUAUAAAUUCUAUUACAAGCUAUAAUAUCUAUUUUAUAUUUAUACAGUCCACAAGUCUGAAUUUGUAUGCAAGUGUAUUUUUCAUGAUAAGAAAAAUUGAUAUUGGUGAUACCCCUUUAUGCAGCAAUUUUAUAUCGAAUGAUAAAAAUCCGAAUGUAUAUGGAAUAACCUGUGUAUUUCAACCAUGGGUUUCCUAAUGAAUUGAACAUUAUAAUAUUAUAGUAUAAAAAAUAAUUGUAGGUAUAUGUUAUCGAUUUAAACAAAAUAAUUACUACGGAUCUUAAAUCAUACACAACUGAUAGAGCUACGGUUAUAUCUCCUGCACAUGCAUCGUCCUCUUCAUAAUACUUUUAUAACCUAUACUGGGUAUUCGGAUGUAUUUUUUACAUAGAGAUAUAUUACAAUUCCGUGAUAUUUUAUUGUAUAGGUCGUGAUAAGACCGAUACAUCAGCGACAGUACAUCGCGCAUGCUCAGAAGUGAGAUGCCCUUUUGAUAUGUUGGCGACAAGUUUUAUUGCUUAUAGCUCUAUCCAUUGUACAUGAUCUACAGAUAAAAGUAUUAUUGAUUAUUAUCAUUAUUAUUAUUUAUUUAACAAUAAAUUGUAUUGAUAAUAAUUAAGGAAUACAAAUAUGAUUUAGUAACUCGUGCUAUACUGAUAUAAAUAGUACUGCCACUUUCCAGCAUAUAUUAUAUAAUAUUACUUAUAUUAUUAAUGUAAUUUUACUAGUAUAUAUAACUUAACUUUGGUUAGGUUUAUAACUAGGGAACGAAUGGGUAGCCUUUUAGACCCCUCUACCUUUAUUGCUCUUUUAAGUAUUUUUAAAGUGAUAUUUUAGUACUUUUAUGACUAUGGGCUUUAUGAGUUUUAAGUACAUAUAAAUCCGUUACUUAAUUAUAACAAUUCAAUGAUUAUACUUAUAUGUUAUUACGGUUAAUCUUAAUACCUACCUAUUCAAACAUAUGAAGAUGCACAUAAACAUAAAGGAUAUGAAUUAUAAGAACAAACAACAAUUGAUAAAAAUAAAAAUCUGGUCCAUUGCGGCUUAAAUAUUAAAUAAAUAACACAUUUAAAGACUAACCUUUGUCGGAAUCCGAAAAAUUUCAUUAAAAAACCAUUUGUAAAAUCAUAACCGAAAUCGAAAAAUUUCAAAAACCAAUUUGAAAACCGAAACCGUUAAAAUCAAUAACGUUUUUGAGCCCUGGUUAAAUAUAAUUUUGUUUAUAUUAUUUUAAUUAUUUUAUUUCUAGGUACUAUGAACGGAGUUAUACAAACCAUUUCAUUCCUCAUGAUGUUUGCAAUCACUAAAUCAUAUCCACCAAUGGUUAUGCAUUUAGGAGUAGAAAAUGUUUGGCUAAUAUUUACUAUCUUUUGUAUACUAGGUGUCCUUUAUAGUAUUUACAUAUUGCCAGAAACGAAAGGAAUACCUCUUAACGAAAUUUUGGCAAGAUUUAAUUCUCCAAAAAAAUUUUAA